Odocoileus virginianus texanus is the source of this 1615-nucleotide messenger RNA. Lineage: Eukaryota; Metazoa; Chordata; Mammalia; Artiodactyla; Cervidae. The record is from RefSeq and is a predicted model, not a curated record.
AACGCAGUGGCCAGGGGAGGUUGAAGAGCUCUAGCUAGGUUGGCGGUUGGACUGUUGAUGUAAACGGUAGGAGUACUUAAGCUGCCACCAAACUUCUCGCCUGCCAUUAAAGAUCAUGGAAGAUUCACGGAGCGAACAACAGCGGAUGUUACGACGCCACCAGCGCGAGAAGAAAGAGCUACAGGACCACAUUCAGCUCAUGAGGAGUUCGGUCCCCAAGAGCGACAAGAAGAAAAGAAAGCAGUUGCAUCUCGACGUGGCCCGCCUUGAGGCCGAGAUGGAGCAGAAGCACCAGCAGGAACUGGAGAAGUUUCUUGAUUCUGUCACUGAAGAUCUAGCCAAGAUGGAUCUUGAGAACCAGUCUCCACACCUCCUCAGGGCACGGAGAAAGCAAGAAAGAAGGGUUGCCCUCCUGAGGGCACGCCAGGGGAGGACUGCGGAGGUUAACAUGGAGUGUCUGGCCAGCUUCCGCCAAAGCGAGGCAGAGAAGCUCGGCGCCAUCCUGGAGGCCAAGCAUCUGGAGAUGAAGGAUAUGCCGACUGAUAGCCACUGCAUGUAUCGUGCCAUCCAAGAUCAGCUGGUGUUCUCCGUAACCGUGGAGAGCCUGCGGAGCCGCACUGCCAAGUACAUGCGGAAGCACAUCGAUGAUUUCUUGCCUUUCUUCAGCGACCCCGAAACCGGUGAUGCCUACAGCCGCAACCGCUUCUUUCGCUGCUGUGACAACAUCGUGUGCAGUGCAUCGUGGGGAGGCCAACUGGAGCUGAGGGCCCUGUCACACAUCCUGCAGACCCGCAUCGAAGUGAUGCAGGCCGACCCGCCAGCCAUCGUCAUUGGAGAGGAGUAUACCAGGAAGCCGCUGAUCCUGGUCUACGCGCACUACACCUGCAACUUCGGGGAGCACUGCAACUCCGCGAAGCCGCAGGAGGCCGGCGCCACUGGGGGCGCAGCCCCUCGUCUCUUCUAGACCGGCCUUCGUCAUCGCUGUGGCGGUUGCCACCGGAGCCGAAGCCGCCGCUACCGCGUCUCCUCAGUAGACUCUCUUUUCUUUUUUCCUUCGCUUUUCUUGUUUUUUUUCUUCGUUUUACUCAGAGCUCACCCCGCUUCUCUCUGCCCUCCACCCGCUACCUACCCACCUCGCUCUUCUAUCCCCUACCAUCUUCCCUGAGUUGCUUCUUAAGAGAUCUGUAUAGUCCUCCCUGAGGGGAGUGAGUUUGUCAAGUUUUCGCCACUUCUUGCCCUGAAGGGUCUCUUUCCCCACCCCCGUGAGAACCGGUCUUGUUACAAAUAACUUUGAGGUUCAAAAAAUGGCAACUUGGUUUGAUGCAUUCUUCACCUGGGGGGCGGGGGUGGGGCGAAAAUCAGUUUAGCUCAGAAUCUUCCCAUUGUCCUGUGAAUGUAUUAAUUACUUAAAGGAGCUGAUGUGAUCAAAAUGAUUUGUUUUGAGAAUGACUUUUGCUUAGUUCUUUGGGAAAAAAAUGUACUGUGCACUGUUAUAGAGGGUUGCUUUUCCCUUUACCUGGGCUACUCAGGAGAUGUCUCAAGUUACAAACAAGACCUCCUCUAGUAUUUUGCUUUGUUUUUUCAUAAAACCUUGCGUGGUUGCAAAUUAAUUGUA